Molecule: messenger RNA, 1905 nt
Organism: Closterium sp. NIES-67
Lineage: Eukaryota; Viridiplantae; Streptophyta; Zygnematophyceae; Desmidiales; Closteriaceae
Source: the annotation of a GenBank genome assembly
CACCCCUCAAGACCCACUCACUCCUGGGCAGUCGAGCGUGGGACGAGGGGAGGCAGCGAGCGCGGAAGAGAGAGUGGGGAACGCCACACUUGGUUUCAAUCCUCAGAUUGACGCGCCCCACGGCUCAGCACUCUUCGAGCGGCUCAGGGGGCAUGUUGGAACCGAGCACGGGCAGCAGCAGCAGCAGCAGCAGCAGCAGCAGCAGCAGCAGCAGCAGCAGCAGCAGCAGCAGCAGCAGUACCAGCAUCAGGAGCAGCACGAGCAGCAGGAGGAGCAGGGGGAGCAGGAGGAGAAAGAGAAGGUUGAGGCGCAAGGGAGGGAAGGGAAUCAUCAAGAGACGCGAGAGAAUGGUCCGUGCACUGGCUCUGUCUUUGGCCGGUGGCUUCAGGGCAGCAGCAGUAGAAACAGUGGCAAAAGUAGCAGGCAUAGCGGCAGCAGCAGUAGCAAUGGCCCCUCUACAGGAGCAACAGAUGGCGCCUGGAGCUGGGUGCCGUUCCCCUGUGCUGCCCCCGAGACCCCUGUCACUGACUGGAUCUCCUCACUCAACGGCCGGGGCAUCAGGGAGAUCUCGAUCGUGGGGGACUCGCACCACCGCGUGCUUGCUGCCCACCUGUUCUACAUGCUGUCGGGCGAGGCCGACCUCGCAAACCGGAAGGGGCGGCACGACUUGGAGUUUGUGGCGCGGAACGAGAGGAACGAGACGCUGAGGAUCAACUUCUACUGGGUCGAUGGGAUCUACACGAACGGGGAGUUCGGAUGCACGCACCGAGGAGCCUUCUCGCAGCACUUCGACUCCUUCCCCAACAUCUCCCUCUCCAGUGACGUCAUCAUCAUCAACAGUGGGUACUGGGCCGGCAAGCGUUGUCUGCAUCCGCUCUCCGCCCUCCGCACUCACCUCCCUGAAUAUCUCUCCUGGGCCAUCUCCCAAGCCUCUGCUGCUGCUGCUUCUGCUGUCUCCCAAGCCUCUGCUGCUUCUGCUGCUGCUUCUGCUGGCUCCCAAGCCUCUGCUGAGAGCGCUGAUUUUGAGCAUGUUUAUUCUGUGUCCGCCAGCAGAGAGGGGGCAUCCACUGACCUCCCUGCCGCCCUCCCUGCUGCAUCCUUGACUGCAUCUCCACCACCGAGCGUGCCCAACCUGAGAGGGAAUCCAGCAGCUGCGGUCAGCAGCCAGUCAAGAGUAGAAGGUACAGGGGAAAGGACCGAGCGCCUGCUUCGCAGUAACACGAGCAGCAGCAGCAGCAGCAGCAGUACUACCACCACCAGUAACAGCAGCAGCAGCACAGGCAAGACAGCCUCAGCCACCAGGCGCCAUGUUCGGCUGAUUGUGCGGUCAGCACCCCCAGUGUCCAACGGUGGUGACAGCUGCAGCAUUGCCAGCCGCAUCUACGAAGGCCCCGCUACCAACCUCUUUCUCUCCACUGCUAAUCGGCUGAUCAAACACAUGGCCGACCAAAUAAACGCGGGCAAUUCUGCUACUGCUGGUGGAGCUGAUGGAGUCGACAAUUCUGUACCCUGUAUUGAGUUCUUUGAUAGCUGGCAAGUGGAGGCUCCGCGGUUCAUGGAUGUGUGUCCGCGCGACCAUCACUAUCAUUGCUACGGGACGAAUGGUCGGGGGAAGGUGGUGAUGAGAGGGGACGUUGGGGAGGCUGUUGUUAGGUCGUUGAUUCAUUACAUCGAGCAUGGGGGGAAGGGAAGGUCAUGAUGGACAAAAAAAACUGCUGGAUGGUGGCCUUUUCUCGGGCCGUAACUGGCCCCAAAUCCCCCAAGAUGGCAAAUAAAUUAUUGGCUAUGUGCAAUACUUAUGUAGAAGUCGUACUAGAGUCGUACCAUGGGGUUUCGGGUUUAGGGUAUCAUCGUUCAUGUCUUAUACGUGUGCUAUAACGUGUCUUGCGAGCGACCAUACUUUCA